Messenger RNA from Lachancea mirantina, 936 nucleotides. The record is from the annotation of a GenBank genome assembly. Lineage: Eukaryota; Fungi; Ascomycota; Saccharomycetes; Saccharomycetales; Saccharomycetaceae.
AUGACAGUACAAGCCUGCGAAAAACAGAGAUUCAAUAGCAGCGAAAACGCGGAAGAAAAACAGUACCUUGAGCUUUGCCAACAGAUCAUCGAAAAUGGCGAAUUUAGAUCCGACAGAACAGGUACAGGCACCUACAGUGUCUUUGCUCCACCACAGUUGCGAUUUCGUUUGACUGAUGACACUUUUCCUUUGCUCACGACGAAAAAAGUGUUCAUUAAAGGUAUCGUGCACGAGCUUUUAUGGUUCGUGGCCGGUUGUACAGACGGGAAGAAGUUAUCGGAGAAGGGUGUAAGAAUUUGGGAAGGAAAUGGGUCUAGAGAGUUUUUGGACAGGCGCGGGCUCACGGAUAGGCGUGAGGGUGAUUUGGGACCCAUAUAUGGGUUCCAGUGGAGACAUUUUGGUGCGGAGUAUAAAACUUGUGAUGAUAAUUACGACGGACUUGGCGUAGACCAACUUGCACAGGUGAUUUACAAACUUAAGACCGAUCCCAUGGAUCGUAGAAUCAUUAUGAGUGCUUGGAAUCCUGCGGAUUUCGACAAGAUGGCGCUUCCACCAUGCCAUAUUUUCUGCCAGUUUUACGUGAGUUUCGCCAAGGAAGAUGGUGCCAAGCCCCGUCUUUCUUGCUUGUUAUAUCAGCGGUCAUGCGAUAUGGGGCUCGGUGUGCCUUUCAACAUAGCAUCGUAUGCACUCUUGACCAAAAUGAUUGCACAUGUCUGCGAUAUGGAGCCAUAUGAGUUUAUCCAUACUUUAGGCGAUGCUCAUGUAUACCGGGACCAUAUUGAAGCAUUGCAAGAACAAAUAAAGCGUGAGCCCAGAGCAUUCCCUAAACUCGUCAUAAAAAGAUCCGUAUCAUCGAUUGAUGAUUUCAAGUUUGAAGAUUUCGAACUUUCCGAUUAUAAUCCUCACGGUAGAAUUCAAAUGACUAUGAGUGUUUGA